GAUGAGGUCUUCUCACCGAUAACAACCCUCCUGCUCCGCGGCCGGCCACAUUCAGAUGUCCUUCAAACACUCCCUCCAUGGAUUUCUGGAUCCAGAAGACAUUUUUAAUACUUAAAGCUAGGAACCCGGCUGAGUGAGCUCCACAACAUGGUUUUCGAUGAUCGCCCUCCGACCGAAACCCCCGCCGGUCCUUGAAAGGAUUCUACGCAAAGGAACAAGCGAGUUCAACCACACCUUGACCUCUCACUGUGCCAGGAGGAAGCUGGAAUGAGCAAGGGGCCCUGAGGAGUCGGCGGAGGAGGCAUGAGGCGUGGGAUCGGCGAAGAGAGCAGGAAUCAGCUGCUUUCCAUGUGAACGUCCAGCACCAUGCCAAACCUGCUGGCAGCCCAGCACAAGAGGAUCAAACUUCUGCUUCCUCUACUUCUAAUGGUCGUCAGCGAGCAGGAAGCGACGGCCUCGUUGCUCGAAAGCCUCAUUUCUAAACGCACGGCGUACUGGGAAAACUGCAACAGCACCCUGGCGUCUGCUCCUUCUCCAGCAAACGGCAACUACUGUAAAGGAAGUUUCGACAUGUUUGUGUGCUGGCCCCAUUCAUCUCCGGGGAACGUGUCAGUCCCCUGUCCUCCCUUCUUACCGUGGAUCACAGAGGGCAGCGAAAGGAGGGCGUAUCGGGAAUGCUUGGAGAACGGCAGCUGGAGAAAGAUGGAGAACUCCUCAGAUCCCUGGCGAGAUGAUGCUGAAUGUAAGGAGGACCAAUACUUUAAAGACAAGGAGGACGAAUUGCUGCGCCAUUCCGCCCUCCGGCUCAUCUCUGUUAUUGGCUAUUCCCUUUCGCUGCUCUCCCUCACUCUGGCCACUCUCCUCAUGGGCAUGCUGAGGAAGCUGCACUGCACCAGAAACUACAUCCACAUGAACCUGUUUGUGUCAUUCAUCCUGCGGGCGGCCUCCGUCAUUUCGAAGGAAAUCAUCUUCCAUCUCAUGUACUCCAACCUGCCCACGAAUGACCCCGGCUGGAAUUCCUACUCCAGCUCUGCGAUUGUGCUCCUGUGCAAGUUCUCCAAAGUGUGCAUGGAGUACUUUGUGGCGUGUAACUACUUCUGGCUCUUGGUGGAGGCCAUUUUCCUUCACACGCUGCUCUUCACUGCGGUGCUGACCAAGAGGUGCCUGUUGAAGAAAUACAUCCUGCUAGGAUGGGGGACUCCCGUCCUGUUCGUGACGCCGUGGACCGUGGUUAAGAUUCUGUAUGAGAAUACGGGGUGCUGGUCAAUCAUGAACAGGUGGUUCUGGUGGAUAAUAAGAGGUCCGAUUACUCUAUCAGUGCUGGUCAUUUUCUUCAUAUUCAUCAAAAUUCUGAUGCUGUUGUUGUCGAAGCUGAAAGCAGAUCAGGUGAAAUUCACCGACUACAGAUACAGUUUGGCCAGAGCGACGUUGGUGCUGAUUCCCCUGCUGGGAAUCCAUGAAGUGGUCUUCACAGUGCUGAUAGAUGAAUGCAUGGAGGGCAGCAGCCGCUAUGCCCGGAACUUCAUUAACCUCACCCUCAGUUCCUUCCAGGGAUUCUUGGUUGCUGUGCUGUACUGUUUUGCUAAUGGAGAGGUCCAAACUGAGCUGAAAAAGCGCUGGCAACUGUUUUUGUUCACAAACCAUUUCAAGGUCCGGACCUGUUUUCGAGGAGCAAAUCUCAAGCACCUCUGGAAGUGCACUCGACGGCAGCACAGGAAACGCUCUCGGCAGUUUGACUCCUACGGUGAAGGCGCCGCUUCGACGGCUCGCCCACACCUCCUCCAGGUGGCUGUGCAAGGGGGAAGUAGGCCUCUUGGACUAGGGCCACUUAAAGACCAGGGACUUGAGGGCUACGACUCGGCAGGGCUCGACUUUCUUACCCGGAAGAGUCUUUCCAGUAGCGAUGGUGAGAUGACGCUGGGGGAGACAAUGGAGGAGAUUUUGGAAGAGAGCCAGUUCUGAACUCAGUUGGUAAAGUCCAACCAAAUUGGGGUUCAGAGAAUGAAUGUAUUCUCCAAGUAGAAUGAGCCAGCUUCAGGGGAUGGGAAAACGGUUUUAGAAAUGCAGUUUGUUCUACUGAGACUUGUAUUACCUGUACAAAAAUAAAAAGAAGUUCCGGUUUAUGUGGCACGGAUUUAGUUGCCUAUAUCUCUCUGGAGGUUGCGACAAAGACUCUAACCCUGACUUUAAUCUUAUGUACAAAAUGGUCAUGGUAUCCAGCCACAAAGACUUUUACUCACAAGCCAUUCGAGCCAAUCACCUACUCUGACACUUACCUUAAAGUAGCUGGAAUUGCCAAACCAGCAACAGACAUCUGCAUCACUGGUUAUGAUGGAAAGCUGCUCCAAACCCCAACCUCCAUCGCAUUUUUACCGCAAACUCGGCUCUCCGACUACCUCUGUUAUCGGCUUUAAGGAGCGGCAGAUCUCCAGUGCUGCCAUGGUCUUUUCCAAGGUCACACAAACACAGCAUGAAAAGCAUCUCAGCCUUGGCUCGUGAAAAGUGCUUUUGAAUCCUUGUUGUUUUCUGCAAAAAUACUGAUUUCAACCCAAGGAGUGGAGGAAAUGAAAGCAGAACUUGGAACUUAUGGCAUAACUUCAUGGUAAUAUGGAAGACAGCCUAUCUGUGAAAAACGUGGCGUUCACUGGCUCCUUCUAGUGAUCCACCCAAAGCCUGUCGCUGCAAACUCUCCAACUACUGCGGUCACCAUCUUCUGUGAAUAGAAAGACUUGUAAUUUACCCUUUUUUUUCCCCUCAAUUUUUGUUAAUGUGAAGAUAAUUCACAUUUUCUUGUGAAUUAUUUCUUUCCACAUUAUAACUUACGUUAUCUCUUAUGUGCGAAAGUAUUUCACAGCCUUGUGUACUUUGGAACAUUGCUGCUUUCUUUGGUACUUUUAUGUCUGUGUGAAAAAACAUAGAGGUUUCUCACAACCACAAGCCAAACUAUUCUGCCUCCAUAUAAUUUUAAUGCAGAAUGCUCCGUGAAUGUAAUCUGUGCGUUCUUGUGAUAAAAUGGACUCUAGACAUUCCUUCAAAUUGUGACUGUAAUAGCGAACCGAUGCAAAAUGAAAGUGCUUUUCUUUAUAAUCUCCAAACCACCGUAGGGUCGGUUAUUUUUAAUGCAGGAAAUGAAAACUUACUAGAAGCACCUCUGUAAUAAGUUGAUGCUUCCUGACUUUUUCUUUUUUUUUUAACAAUUAUUUUCUUGUGCCAAUGUGUGGGUGUGUUUGCUCAUUGUGAAACAUGGGGUAGUGUGCAGGACAGUUUACUGAAAGAAGACCUUAUUUUUGCCCUUUUUGGAGGAAAUUAUGGAAGAACAGGAUGUGGUCGAUACAUUUAGCACGAUGAAGAUCUUAAGAAAAUACCAGAAUUUUAAGAGUUAUUCCUUAAAUUUCAAAAAGUUUACCUUUUUUAAAACGUCCUAUCAUUUAUGAAUAUGGUUACAAUUCUCGUAAGUUCCACAGGAACUAUAAAGGGUUAGCUCAAAGUUCAUUAAUGAAGGUUACUUUAAGAUCAUUUCUCUUUAAUCCCUUGUGAGCGCAUAGGGAAAUGAAAUGUAUUCUAGUGUUAUAAAUAUUUUUAUUUUGAUAUAAUUCAAGUAGCUAAAAUCUGCUUAAAAAGGAGGUGGUAUACAUCUUACUAGCUUGUGGACUUAUUGACACAAUUUGAACAAGAUAAGUCGACAUGUCAUUUUGAUAAGGGUAAGAAAAUUACUCUGUUUGGUUCGCUUGUCGUCCUGGUGUUUUCUUACACUUAAUCUAAUCUGAAGGUGUCACAAAACACAUUAUAUGAUGCUGUAUUUAAAUUUUUGGGGUUUUAUCUGUUGCUAUUUUUUGAAUAUUUAAGCAAAAAAUAAAAAUACUUCUGUCAUGUUUUUGUUGGCAAAAAAGAAACAUCUUCAAAGUGCAAUUUCAUAUAAUUAGCCAAAUAUAAUGUUAAUGUCGAUGGUUGUAAGCUUACGCAACAAACUUUCCUGUCUCUCACAAACGUUAUAGCAGUAUUAAUCUCUUUUUAUACCGAUUUUGGUGAUUUAUUGUGUAAACUGUGAUAUGGCAGGCCAGUGAAAUACAUCCAAAUGUCACGUCAUCUGGAUUGCAGUGUGCAUAUAAAUACAAUGUAUUUGUCUUUUAAAUGUGAAUAAUACUGGGGUCUAAAGUAUAUGUAGCAGGCUUUAACUUGCUUUGUAUUCAGGCGAUGCUUCAGUGGUUACUGUACAUACUGAACGAUGAAAUGUUUGUGCAUAUGAACACCCUGUGAUGUACGUGCACAAAUAAAAACAGGUGAAUUGUCAUGAA
This is a messenger RNA of Poeciliopsis prolifica (blackstripe livebearer), 4295 nucleotides long. Its product is annotated as glucagon-like peptide 2 receptor. Lineage: Eukaryota; Metazoa; Chordata; Actinopteri; Cyprinodontiformes; Poeciliidae. The record is from RefSeq and is a predicted model, not a curated record. Gene Ontology annotation, cellular component: plasma membrane. Gene Ontology annotation, biological process: cell surface receptor signaling pathway; adenylate cyclase-modulating G protein-coupled receptor signaling pathway. Bases 367 to 1962 code for a protein of 531 amino acids. Gene Ontology annotation, molecular function: glucagon receptor activity; peptide hormone binding. The transcript is spliced from 13 exons.